Molecule: messenger RNA, 4511 nt
Organism: Etheostoma cragini (Arkansas darter)
Lineage: Eukaryota; Metazoa; Chordata; Actinopteri; Perciformes; Percidae
Gene: dlgap4b
Product: discs, large (Drosophila) homolog-associated protein 4b
Exons: 15
Coding region: 579-4016 (1145 amino acids)
Biological process (GO): signaling
Cellular component (GO): postsynaptic specialization; glutamatergic synapse
Molecular function (GO): molecular adaptor activity
Source: RefSeq, a predicted model, not a curated record
ACGGAGGCAGUCCCCCUCUCGUCACGUUGAGGUGAAUAUAAAGCUCGGUAAUGGAGACUGCUGUGGACCGGGGCUCUUGUUUUUCUCCCCGUCGGAGAUACACAAACUCACUGGACAAAUAAGGCGUCAAAUGACAAGCCCCGGGUUUCAACGCUUGUCUUCUUCUUCUUCUUCUUCUUCUUCUUCUUCUUCUUCUUCUUCUUCUUCUUCUUCUUCUUCUUCUUGUUUAUCAACGGCUCUUCAAAAACAGAUGCCCUGCUCGGGAAGUUACGGACAAAACACGGAUAAAUCUGCCGAGUCGUCUUCUUCAAUUUCCAGAAGGCGCUCUCACCCGAAGGAUUUCUUCUUCUCUGAGCCUGCUUUUUUCUGACCUUAACAAGAGACUCUUCACCCUGUCCUACAAGUACCUAUCGUUCCAUCUGACACUGAAGGAACCUGUAGUUCUACCUUCAACUGAAUCCUUCUCCUACUCAGAUCGAGGCUUCUGAGAAAUGAGCUGCAGAUGAAUCACCUUCACGGUCAACAGUCAUUUCUAUUUGGCCUGGGGGUCUUCUAGAAGGUCGGACCUCCUUGCCACCAUGAAAGGGUUGGGGACCAACCGUAACAGACACCCACCUGACUCCUGUGAACCUUCCUCAGGCCAUCCAGAGGCCCUCUACUCUCAGAAGACCAGCACCAUCCCACUCAGCCCUUACCUGCUAAGCCCCACAAUGGACCAUUAUGGCACCAUGGACACCCACCUCUAUCCUUCAGCCAACCCAGGCUCCCUUCCACCAGACUGCAUGCUGCCCCUCAACAAUCAGCUGUCCAACAGCAGCACCUUCCCCAGGAUUCACUACAACACCUACGACCAGUCUGACUUCUCCCCACCUGGAGACAGCAUCGGGGGGAUAAGUACAGGGACCAUGGGCACGUCCAUGUCUAUGGGCAUGGGCAUGGGCAUGACAGGGCUGAGUGGACGAACACCUAUGAUUACGAGUGGCUCAGCAACUAUAUCACAUCACAUGACCAAGAACCAGGCACCAUCCAGUCUGCUGGAGUUUGAUAAGCAGCUACCUGGAGGCCGUGAUGGAUUCAGCACAUUGCAGUUUCAUCGAACGUCUGCUGUUGCUGCCGACAAGCAGCGCACAGACAGUCCUGGUCGUAUCCGUUACAUGCUGCACUCAGUACAAAAGCUUUUUGCAAAGUCCCAGUCACUGGAGAGCCACAACAUGAAAGGAAAUGUCAAUGGACGCUCCACUGGCAGUGGUGGAGGCUCAUCUGGCACUGAAGACGGAGGAAAGCAGAAUCGAAGAGCUAAAAGUAAAGAUCGGGGUACAAAAGCAGAGGCCACUGCCAAGCGACGACCACGCUCUAACAUGUCAGGUUAUUGGAGUUCAGACGAUUUGGACAGCAGUGAUUUAAGCAGCUACCAUAACACCAUGGGCAUGAUGACUCUGGGGCGUCCAACUGGCCAUGACAGCCAAGGGGGCCAGACCCGAUACAUACACAGUGGCUACAACACUAUCAGCUCCUCCAAAAGCAGCAAUGACAUGAAGUAUCAAGCACAUACGGGGCCUGGGGGUGGAGUAGGUGAUAGACUAGGUGGAGCAGGAAGAAUGGUAAUAAAUGAUAAUGACUAUAUGAAAGGAGGGUCUUGGUCCACAAUGACAAUGGGCCAGCCGAGACAGGUGAUCCAGAAGGGCUCUGCUACUCUGGAUAGGUCCCUGCUCAAGUCCAAAUCCUGCCAACCUGAACUAACCUGCAACUACCUACAGGUUGGACAAAGGGGUGAUUGGAGUAGCACAUUAGGCCGUAGCGGGGGCGCCAAUGAAAUUCCAUGUCGGCGGAUGCGAAGUGGUAGCUAUGUGAAGGCCAUGGGAGACAUGGAGGACAGCGACGACUCAGAGGGAAGCCCCAAACCCUCACCAAAAACCACCGCUCGUCGCCAGAGCUACCUCAGGGCUACGCAGCAGUCUCUGAGCGACCAGCUACCCCAACGCAACAGAACCCUGGAUUACACCUUGUUGCAAGGGGAGCUAGAUGCCCUGUGGUCUCCACUCCACAGUGUGCCCUCUCUGCACCAGCUGGGCAGGUCAAUGAGCAGCUGUCUUCCAUCUCUCAGAGAGCUCUCCAAUAAUCGCAGCCUGGACAACUUGGACUGCAUUGGGGGUACAAUCUCGUCUUUGCCACGCUGGGAUGAUGAUGACUUCAGCCAGGCCUGCAGCACCUUGGGCAGACGUAGCUGCUUGGGACAGCUACGGGACCUGGAAAUGAGUCAUCAUUAUGAGGACCGCAGCUCAGAGUCCACAUUCAGAGAUUCUCGUUCCCACUCUCAGGACAACCCAGAGCCUCUAGAUUUGCCCAUGCCAACAUGCUUCCGAUCCCGCAGCCACAGCUAUCUGAGAGCGAUCCAGGCUGGCUGUUCCCAAGAUGAUGACACAGCAUCCAUAGACUCAGGCUGCUCACCGCCUCCAAUUGACACCACUGUUCGCACCUACAGCACCAACACUGUUUCUUCAUGCAGAACCACCAGUAAGAAGGCUGCUCCUCCGCCAGUACCGCCCCGUACAACCUCCAAGCCCUACAUCUCUGUGACAGUACAGAGCAGCACAGAGUCUGCCCAAGACAACUACCUAGACCAGCAGGAUCGGAGGUCAGAGGUCAACAGCCAGUCAAGCCACGCUCACAGCAACUCCUCCGACAGCCUUGACAGCACCCGUGCCAACAGCCUGGCACGGGGUAUUCCCCGCCCUCCACACAUCAUCCCCACUCCCAUCGCCAUCCCCAGAGAGCCAAUCGUGCCCACCACCACUAAUGCUUCCACUGAGACAAGUGACUCAGUAGUCCAGCAUGAAUCACUGAAAUCAGGAUUAAACAAAGGAAAUCUAGUGGCAGAGGAGCCCCUAGUGGCGCCAGUACCCCGGCGGAAACUCUCCUCCAUUGGCAUACAGGUUGACUGUAUUCAGGAAGUUCCACGAGAGGAGACCCCGCCAUUGGCCAAAUUUCAGUCAAUCGGAGUACAGGUGGAGGACGGGUGGCAGCUUAGUCGCUCCAGUAGCAUGGCCUCAAAACAAGAAACCGACUCAGACACACAAGACAUCUCUGUCACUUCCCAUAUCAAUAAUGCCAAACACUUUGAGAAGAAAGUCAUGGUCAAUAGUGCCAGCCAAUCCACAAGCUCCCCUCCUGGAGAAGAAUAUUUAGACAACGCAGACACUACUUGUGUCAACUCUUCGCCUCCACCGCCCAGGCAGAUCCUCAACCGCUCCACCACACGAAGUAGCUCUUCCUCCUUCUCAGAAAGUCUGGACCCAGCGCUGGACCCCUCGUCCCUUCCACCUCCAGACCCUUGGCUGGAGAGUGGCAAUGGGAGUAACAGCAAUUGUCCCCAGAGUGGAGGAGCGGGAACACUGUGCCGGAGAGACGGCCACUGGUUCCUAAAGCUGCUGCAGGCCGAGACGGGACGCAUGGAAGGCUGGUGCCAGCAGAUGGAGCAGGAGACCAAAGACAACCAGCUCUCCGAGGAGGUGCUGGGGAAGGUUCGCAGUGCAGUAGGAUGUGCCCAGCUCCUUAUGUCCCAGAAGUUCCAACAGUUUCGGGGACUGUGUGAACAAAACUUGAAUGUGAAUGCCAACCCGCGGGCCACAGCUCAGGACCUGGCAGGUUUCUGGGACCUGCUGCAGCUCUCCAUUGAGGACAUCAGCCUCAAGUUUGACGAGCUCUACCAUCUCAAGUCUAAUGACUGGCAGCCAAUGCCGUCUGCGGCUGCCCAGUCGCCCCCUGAGCGGAAGGACGGGGAGAAGGAGGCCGCUCCAGCGUCAAAGAAGCCCGGUAAGGGACGACCAUCGCUGGGCCGCGAGAAGAGUGCAGACUCCUCAUCCACCUCUUCAUCGGCCUCAGCAGAGAAGCAGAGACACGAGGCACGCAAGCGUCUACUGGCUGCUAAAAAUGCUGCCUCGUUUCGCCAGAACUCCGCCACAGAGAGCGCGGACAGCAUCGAAAUCUAUGUCCCCGAGGCCCAGACUCGCCUCUGAGAGAGACACUGAGAGGGAAGGAAAUAUGAUUGGAUCAAAGACAGAUAGGUGUCGCUUCAAUACCUGGGGGGGGGGGGGGACUUUUGCAAUGCAAAUGAGCUACUACUACUACUGAAUGAAUAUGGUUGGAUUGGGGAGAAGACAUCAAAUUCCCAGAGAUUGGGGUGGGAGUAGACUUGGGCAUUUUUCACACACUCAUACAGUUAUAGGCUGGUCCUGGGGGCAUCAAAACACUUAUUUAACAAAACAUCAAAUGAAAAAUUUAACUUUUGUAGACUCAACAGACUAUGAAGCAGGAAACUCCUCAUUUGAGGCUGCCAUUGAAAACCUCAGCUGAUAAACUUUAUCAUUUCUUGUAUUACUCCUGAUAUUAUAAAAUUGCUAUUAAAAGUAUUGUUAUUAUGACAAUUAUAUCCUAAAGUAUCUAUACAAAGACUGUUUUAAAGAUUCCUCUAUCUUGGCUAUAAGAUCUAUUAAGUGGACAGAAGGCAAACA